Molecule: messenger RNA, 1093 nt
Organism: Cajanus cajan (pigeon pea)
Lineage: Eukaryota; Viridiplantae; Streptophyta; Magnoliopsida; Fabales; Fabaceae
Product: FCS-Like Zinc finger 2
Source: RefSeq, a predicted model, not a curated record
AGCCAGUGGGUUCUUCACCAGGACGGGUUCAUGUAAGUUGUAACCUGCCGUUGUUUAUAGCCCUCUUGGCCUCUCGUUUCCGCAUUCAACGAACGAAACAAAAACCUUCACCUACCACUUUAUAAAACCCGUUUCUCUUCUUCUCUUCUCUUCUCAUUUCCCCCUUCACUCUUUUGUGCCCUCCACAAGACACACAUUUCGUUUCACUCAUGGCCGGUGAUACCAAGAGACAUUGUUUCUCUCCAGAGGACGAUGCUCUCGCUUCUUUCGCUGACGUGGACCUUGGCUAUUCCCACUUCCAUUACCAACAACAACACGCUUUCGUUUCAAGAACAUUGGGUUACGGCACUUUCUACCACCGAGGACUCAGAACCCAUUCAAUCUUUUCGCCAAGAUCUGCCAGAUUCCAAGAUCACAAUCACAAACCCCACUUUCUUGAUUCUUGUUUUCGUUGCAAGAAGCCGCUCGGGGGUAACAGAGACAUCUUCAUGUACAGAGGGGAUACGCCUUUUUGUAGCGAAGAGUGUAGACAAGAGCAAAUAGAAAGAGACGAAGCCAAGGAGAAGAACAAGAACCUUUCUUCUUCCAUGAAGGCUUUAAGAAAAAAGGAACAGAGAAAAUCGGUCUCCCCAAACAAGACCCAGAAUUACUCGUUUCAUACAGGGACGGUUGCUGCCGCCUAGUUGAAACAUGUAUGGUAAUAGGCUAUUAAGAGAAAAGAAAAAACAGUUUAACCGCUACGGCUUUCUCGAAAAAGAAAGGGAAAAAGAAAAAAGAGAAAAACAAAAUGAACAAAACAAAGUAGAAGUGAAGUUUCAAGUUUACUUUCUUCCCACAAGGAAGGGUCAAGAGAGAAGAGAUCUUCAGAAAAAAGAAUUUUUGUUCAUGAAGCUGUAUAUGGUAAUACGUGUAGAGAAGAAGUUCGUUGCGUGUGGGAUCCUCUCUCCCAAAUGGCUCAUUUUUUUCCUUUUUUUUCUCUUUGUUUUUCUUUUUUAAAUAUAUAUAACGUUUUAGUUAUAUGUUGUUGUGGUGUUUGAUAGUUUCAAAGUUUUAACAAAGAAACUGAAUACUCACUGAAUUGCUAUUUCUUUCA